GGAUGAUCAGCAACUAAACUACCAGCGAAAUCUUUUGACAUCUUAUUUAGUUUCAAAAAUAUGAAGAGAGAGCGAGUAAAAAGAAUUAUACCGUGGAAGUGCUUAACUUUAUCGCUACCAUUGCUACAGCGGUUGGACUACAGACUUGAGAAGCAAAGAGAACAAAACAAAAACUUCCUACGGACUACACGCGUUCGUGCCGAGACCCAUCUUCUUCUUUCUCUCGUUCUUUCUUUCAUUUCGUUCUUGUCGCUCAUAUCAUCACCGGCAAAUAAUGAAAGGGCAUGAUCGACAUUUAAAACUCGAAUGACACUGUCAAUCUGACAGUCACUCAAAACAUGACAUCGCCGGCAGUUACGGUCAGACGGGGUGUCUAUGCGAACAAGCUGGAUGCUGCGAUGAACACAGCAAUCAGCAUGCCCACAGAGGAAUCACCUGCCACGCGAAGCGUUGAUGCUGGGUUGCUGGUGACUGCCGGCUCGUUCGUCUUAGUGGGUGUGGUGGUGGUGGGAGUUGCGGUGGAUUUAGAAGCGUCCACCUUUUUCCGACUCGCGGUUGGCACAGGGUCUUUAUUCGGAGACUUAAAAGGGUCCAGGGUUCCCAUGCAUUUCGUUUGCUCCUCCUUGCAGGCUCUUUGGCCACUCAAGUCAUCGGGGUGGUUUUCGAUGCAUUGCGCAUAGGUCUCCGUGCAGAGGAAGAACGGGAUCGUGUUUUUGUACUUGGUAAGGUCUGGAGUUGAUCCAUCGCCGCAGGUGCAGGUAUAGGUCAAAUCACUCUACUCGCGAAUCAGCUUGAUUGCAAAGAUCGAUAAACAUAUGGAAAGCAGCACGAAUGAAAUUGUUGCGUCAAAAUUAUAAAAAAAAAAAAAAAAAAUAAAAAAAAAAAAAAAUAAAAAAAAGAAAAAAAAAAGAGAGAGAGAGAGAGAGAGGGAUACACGUACCACGCUGCACCUGUUGACUGAGGCAAAGCUCUUGCAAACAGAAGGGCAAGCAGCUGUUUGGGCAUCACACCAAGCAACUAGACAUUACUUUGUUAGCCGCACACGCCAACAGCGCGCAAAAUUGUUUCUGAGUGUCACUGGUUUUCUGAAAGCAAAUGAUGUGCUGUACUUACGUUUCUGUUCUUUGGAAACAGAAUCAGGGUUGAAGCUUUGGGCGCGGAUGCCCGUCACCAGCAGGGAGAGCGAGAAGACAACAGUGGAGAGCAACAUUGUCACAGUGUGUGAGCGGCCUCAGCUAACUACAGAUAGGAACGAAGCGCAACAGAAUUUGAAGAUGGGUUUCGGCAGAGUCGCGAUUGAAGUCGGUCGACUAGAGCAGUAUACAGCUAAGGAAUAUUUUUUUGCCAAUGCGACUAACUGGCUGGGUUUUGCUUGGUUGAGGUUGAGAGCGCGAACUAUCUUCAGAACUCUGCGUUCGUUGUUAUUGUUGCCCUUGUUGUUGUGGUGGUGGUGGUAGUUGCUGUGGUGCUCGUUGCCCUGCCGUUGAGCGUGAAGCUGUCAGUUGAUGGAUCUGCGUGAGGAUCUCCAUGGGGUUGGGGAGAGCAGCGGUGAUCAGCUUAACUUACAUCCAAUAUCUCAGAGAAUAAUAUGUGCAGUGAAUGUACUGUACUGUACCACUAUGUAAUUGAAUGCUGCGCGGAAUGGAUACACAGUGACCGUUGGAGAUAAAAGAAUCGGAGGAAGAAUCAGCGCAAUUGCCUGAGGAAGAGCCUUGGAAAGUGCGCAAAAGCCCAAACAGGCAAAAAUGAAGGUGCGGAAGGAACGGCGCAUAAAUAACAGCCAACAAUUUCCACUGCAGGCGGGCUCCUUCCUACCCAAUGGGGAUAUUUGCAAACUAGCGAUGCUGUUCCCGGUUGGACAGUGACUUGUGCUACCAUACAAUUUUGUAUGGGGCGGGGUGUAUCUGCCAAUAAUAUGGAUCACGAAGGAUAUUAUUCUGGUUGGCACAGUUACACCGCCGGGGCAUUCCAAGCUUUUUUUCUCCUCUUUUCAUCUUGCCUCAAAGGGACGCUAACAACUAACAACAAAAAACAGGGACGACGAAGUAAUCCUGUUGGAAAUGCUCAUUUUUUUUUUGGCUGAAUACUCUGUACUGUCCCCACCGGUCAUCUAACACAUUACCCACAGGGUUUCUUUCUUUCUUCAAUUCAACGAAAACCAACCAAUUGCACUCAUCAGUAGUAUUCCUCCCUCUCCCUCCCUGUCUCGUUGUCCCUUGAGGAAAUUGAGCGCGCCAACUUGUCAUAUGUCAUUAGCAUGGCUAGCUAGCGUAUCCCGGUUAGUUAAGCCAUGGUUUCCCCAUGCUGGGAAGGACUCACCUUUUCAGCCAAUUGGGCUGCUCGUGGCUUGCUCACCUCAUCGUUGGCAUAUGAGAACGGAGGUGUUAUCAGCAAUCAUGAAACCUCCACGAGUUAUUCUUUAGCGUCCGGUCCGUCCCGCCUAUCACUGCUAUCAGCUUCGAUCCAGCGAUCUUCUCUCAAUUUUGCGCUCUGUGCAUUCUGCAGCUCUGCAUAAACUCUAUUCCAACAACGAAACACGCGGGAUACUUGCGGAAGCGGUCAGCAAUGUCUUCUUGCCAUAGUACUCCAUAUUGUGUGUCCGACAUGGAAGCUGGCGAUCAGUUUUCCCCGCAGAGAAGCAAAGGCAACUGAGAGAAAAAUGUCAAUCCAUCAGGAAUGCUGCCAGCUGGAAUGACUAAUAUAUUACUAACAGCCCUAACUCCCGAGCCGAGGUCCAACUGGGCUCUGACAACUCUGAUAACGGUAUCUGGCUUGGCGGAAUAGAAAAAGGAGAAGAUACAAGAAAACAAUAACAGGAAGUAGAUGAAAAGCAUUCCUGGCUAUGAUGCGGUUGAUAUUCGUUUCCUUCAUACGUCUAUCUCCAGAAGCGUUCCCAAUCUGCCAAUUGAUCAACAGCUCUCGGCAGCUCCGCUAGGGAAUCCGCGCCUCAUUCAGAGGAAUCAUCCUUCUACCAGGAAAAGGGAUAAAGAAAUAGAUAAAUUGAAAAAUUGAAAAUAAAAACCGCAGCCAUGUCUUCCUCACCUACACCCAUGGACCAUCCGGCCUACGAGGUCCCCGCGGAAACCCUCAACCACUUCCAAUCGGACCCCUGGACCUCCAGCUUCCUUAACCUCUCCACCCACACCGCCGUAGAAACAUACUCCAGAUCCUCCGACCUUUCAACCGGCGAAGACGCCUUCUUUGCCCACACAAUCGGCUCGCCAACCACAAUCCCCUACUGCCUGACCCUGCGCAAGAAGCACCCAGACACACCCCCGACAAAACCGCCAUAUACGACUUUCCCCCCCCCGGCCACAGGCCCCAACGCACCCAAGACAACCCCAAUCCAUUCAAGCAAAGUCGACCUCUUCGCGCUCUUCGCGCUCGGCUCGCCGGGCAUAAGCGGCCACCCAAGCACAGCACACGGCGGCGUCGUCGCCACCUUACUUGACGAAAUCAUGUCCCUAGCCGUCUCGCUACAUAUCCCGGGCUACCACGAGAACGAGGGCGUGGAGCGCGCGCGGCUAUACACGGCGCAGCUGGAUAUUAGGUACCGGAAACCCGUGCGGGUUCCCGGCAUGGCUGUUGUGAAGGCGUGGUGUGUGGCGAGGGAGGGGCGGAAGGUUUUCAUGCGCGGACAGCUUGUGCAGGAGGAAGGGGAGGCUAAGGGGAGGGGGAAGGGCCAGCUUGAAUGGGUUAAGAGGAAGAUUGUUUGUGCGGAGGCGUAUGGGGUUUGGGUGCAGGCAAGGGCGGGGAAGUUAUGAUUCUUACGGUUUUUCUUUUUGGAUUUCACUGCAUAUAUAUUUAUAGAAUUAUUCUUGUAGGUACUCUUGUAGAACUGGUCUCGAGGGAUUUGAGGGACGAUGAACAAGUUUGUACAGGGGCAUAGAUAAUACGUUACCCUCGCCCUAUCCAUAGAGGUUACUUGGCGCAUUUUAUUGGAUAUUUUCUUUCUGAUCAGAUCACGGAGCGAAUGCAUGCGCCCUGCACUCUUAUUACAGCACAUAACCUCCUCGAAUUCGGCUUCGCAAAAAGACGCAAUGAAUCAAUUAGUCCGAACUUUCUUUUACAAUUUUUACUCUCCUGUUUAUACUGUUAUCAUUACUUCAGGAUAGUCUUAUGGUCAGGCAAGACAAUAAUAGCAAGGGCGCA
Messenger RNA from Blastomyces gilchristii SLH14081, 4152 nucleotides. Its product is annotated as thioesterase. The record is from RefSeq and is a predicted model, not a curated record. The transcript has 3 exons. Bases 3030 to 3764 code for a protein of 244 amino acids. NCBI's taxonomy places the organism in Eukaryota, Fungi, Ascomycota, Eurotiomycetes, Onygenales, Ajellomycetaceae.